Molecule: messenger RNA, 5132 nt
Organism: Carcharodon carcharias (great white shark)
Lineage: Eukaryota; Metazoa; Chordata; Chondrichthyes; Lamniformes; Lamnidae
Gene: apaf1
Product: apoptotic peptidase activating factor 1
Exons: 31
Coding region: 174-4325 (1383 amino acids)
Biological process (GO): apoptotic signaling pathway; regulation of apoptotic process
Cellular component (GO): apoptosome
Molecular function (GO): protein binding; ADP binding
Source: RefSeq, a predicted model, not a curated record
CCCGGAAGCAGCGGCCGGAGGGAGCUGAGCUGAGCUGAGGUUGACCCCGGGUGAAGGGGGCGCAGCCCCUCCGUUUAGGGGCGGUCCGGGACGCACUGUGGGCGCGAUAUUGGUCCAGGGAAUCACCGCGGAGGGAUAUAAUAAGGCUGCUUCAGGUGGAAACCAUUGUUAUCAUGGAGGAACGAACCCGCAGUUGUUUGUUACAAAAUCGCUCUGCACUUGAGCAAGAUAUCAAGACCUCGUACAUUAUGGACCAUCUAAUAAGUGAAGAGGUUCUGAGUCUAGAUGAUGAACAGAAGGUUAAAAGCCAGGCUACACAGAAAGAACGGGCUGCUUCACUUCUAAGUAUAAUUCUUGAAAAGGAUAAUUAUGCUGUCAUAUCUUUCUACAAUGCGUUGCUGAAUGAAGGAUACAAGGAACUUGCUGCAUUACUUCAAGAUUGUCUUCCAAUUAUCUCCACAUCUACAAAUAAAAGUUCUACAGUUGGUUUGACAGCUUAUGUUCAAACUAUACUUUGUGAAGGUGGUGUACCUCAGCGCCCUGUUGUGUUUGUUGAUCGGCCAGAGAUUGUACAAUCCAUUCGAAAUGCACUCUAUAAACUGGAAGAAUAUGCUGGAUGGAUCACUAUAUAUGGGAUGGCAGGUUGUGGGAAGUCAGUAUUAGCAGCCGAAGCCCUAAGGAAUCACAGAGUUAUAACUGAAUGUUUUCCUGGAGGAGUGCACUGGGUAGCAGUUGGAAAACAGGAUCGUGCAGGUAUUCUUGUUAAACUGCAGAAUCUCUGCAGUCGACUUAACCAGGGAUCCCAUACUUAUCCAAGUCCGCCUCUUAACACUGAGGAAGCCAGAGACCGACUCCGUUUCUUGAUGGCACGUAAAUACCCCAGAUCGCUUUUAGUUCUGGAUGAUGUUUGGGACAGCUGGGUGCUGAAGUGUUUUGAUGUUCAAUGUCGUGUUCUAAUCACCAGCAGAGAUAAGAACAUCACUGAAGCAGUUACAGGUAAUAACUUCCCCAUGUCUGUACAAAGUGGUCUGAGCAAUGACAAGGGAUUAGAAAUACUGGCACGUUUUGUUAACUCAAAGGUGGCUUCACUGCCAAAACAAGCGCACAGCAUUGUACAGGAAUGCAAAGUUUUGCCUUGGAAAGCUUGUCAUGCUGAGAUACCGAUGAAAAGGACCAAGAGAAAAUGUGUUGUUCCUCACCACAAUGUUGAUGGCACCAUUGACUCCUUCAUUACUGCACUGACCAUCCUUAUCCACUGUUCCCUGGCUAUGCCCAGGCAGCUGACUAUAUCAGAGCUGGAUACAAAAAAAUCUGCUCAGGGACAUAAGUUAGGUUCUCCUCUCAUCGUCUCCCUCAUUGGUGCACUGCUGCGAGAAUUUCCAACACGCUGGAACUAUUACCUCAACCAGCUGCAGAAUAAACAGUUCAAAAGAAUUCGCAAAUCCUCCUCCUAUGACUAUGAAGCACUUGAUGAGGCCAUGGCAGUAAGCAUUGAGGUGUUGAAGGAGGACUAUAAAGAAUACUACAAAGACCUCUCUAUACUUGCAAAAGAUGUGAAAGUGCCAACUAAGGUUCUGUGUAUUCUGUGGGCGUUGGAAACAGAAGAAGUAGAAGACAUCUUACAAGUCUUUGUCAACAAAUCUUUACUAUUCUGUGACCGCAAUGGGAACUCUUUUCAGUAUUACCUGCAUGACUUACAAUUGGACUUCCUGACUGAACAGAAUCGCAAACGACUUCCGGAUUUACAUGCAAAAAUGGUUCGUCAAUAUCAGAAGACGUACAAAAGACAGUUUCCAUCACCUUCUGAUGAAGAUUGUAUGUAUUGGUACAGUUUUCUGGCUAACCAUAUGGCUAAAGCGAAUAUGGACAAGGAACUCUAUUUACUCAUGUUUUCAAUGGAUUGGAUAAAGGCCAAGACUGAACUGAUGGGCCCAGCCCAGUUGAUAAAUGACUUUGUGGAAUAUAGACACAUACUGGAUGAAGAGAACAGUGCAGUGCGGGAGAAUUUUCAAGAAUUCUUGUCUUUGAAAGGCCAUCUCCUUGUGCAGAAACCCUUCCCAGAUAUUGUGCAGUUGGGUCUUUGUCAGCCUGAUUCUUCUGAAGUAUACCGGCAGGCAAAACUCCAGGCUGUGGAACGAGCCAAAAAAGGAGCUGUAUACUUGGAGUGGAUGAACAGGAAGACCUUGCAGAACUUGUCUCGUCUUGUUGUUCGACCUCAUAGUGAUGCUGUUUUUCAUGCCUGUUUUUCUUGUGAUGGACUGAAGAUAGCUUCUUGUGGAGCAGAUAAAACCUUGCAGAUUUUUAAAAGUGGAACGGGUGAGAAACUUUUGGAAGUCCUUGCACAUGAUGAUGAAGUUCUGUGCUGUGCAUUUUCACCAGACGACAAGUUUAUAGCCACUUGCUCAUCAGAUACAAAAGUUAAGGUCUGGAAUGUGUUAACUGGGCAGUUAUUUCAGACGUACCAUGAACAUAAUGAACAAGUCAAUCAUUGUCGUUUUUCGCAUUCACAGCAUAGGAUUCUGUUGGCAACCUGCUCUAAUGACAAGUUUUUGAAAAUAUGGGACCUGGAAGGGACAAGCUGUAGGAACACACUGUUUGGUCACAUGGAUUAUGUUAACCAUUGCAGUUUCUCACCUGAUGACCAAUAUCUAGCCAGCUGCUCAAAUGAUGGAACAGUGAAGCUAUGGAACACUUCCUCUGCAAAUGAGUGGAAGUGCUUUGAUGUAAAUGAACAAUUUCGGAAACCAGAUGAAGAUGAUGAUGAUGAAGAGGAGGAGGUGCUGUUAAAGUGCUGCACAUGGUCAUCUGAUGGUGCUCAAAUCAUGGCAGCUGCAAAAAAUAUUAUUUUUGUUUUUGAUGUGAUGACUGGCGAUCUUAUAGCUGAUUUAAUGACAAGUAGCUAUAGCACUAUUCAGUCUUGUGAUGUUUCUCUUACCAGCCCAUUACUGGCAGUGGCCUUGUCACACAAUUCUGUAGAGCUGUGGAACUUGGAGUUGCGUAAGAGAGUGGCUGACUGCAGUGGACACUUGAGCUGGGUUCAUUGUGUUCAAUUUUCAUUGGAUGGCUCAGCAUUAUUAUCGUCUUCAGAUGACCAGACUGUUAGACUAUGGGACACCAAUAAAGUGCAUAGUUCCUCUGCUGUUUCCUUGGUACAAGAUAUGGAUGCAGUCUUCCAAGAGGGUGAAGUCACUGUUUUAGUAUCUGACAAUAAAAAAUGUUUACAGCUAAUAAAUGGAAAAACUGGUGAUGUGAUGUGCCAGAGUGAGGUCCAGGAUUCACGUAUUCGUUGUUGCUGCCUUGAUCAGCACAUUAAUUUGGCUGCAUUUGGAUGUGGAGAUGGAAUCUUAAAGGUAGGCAUGAAGUCGGUCAAGAACGUCCUACAGAACAUUGGGCGGAAGAGGCAGCAAUUCCAGCACAGCCUGUUGAUAGCAAUAGGGCUAGAAAAUGGCAGAGUAAAGGUUCUGGAGCUCCCUAGUGGUAAAAUCCUCAAGACCUUAAUAGGUCACACAGAAUGUGUCCAACGAUGUCAAUUUACACCUGAUGGGAUGAUGCUGAUUUCAAGUUCUGAUGAUGCCACAAUAAGGAUAUGGAAUUGGCGCACAGAGGAAUGCAAAGUCCUUGAAGGACACACCGAACAAGUGAAAAACUUUAAGCUGUUGCGAGAACCACAACUUCUGUCCUGGUCCUUUGAUGGGACUGUGAAGGUAUGGAAUUACAUCUCUGGAGAAUUGCUGAAGAACUACGAUGCUCAUAAGGGAGCAACAGUUCUGUCAUGUGAUGCAUCAUCCAGUGGCAGUGAAAUUGCUUCUGCUUCUGCAGAUAAAAGUGCCAAGAUUUGGAGCCUGAACAGCACAUUGCCUCUUCAUGUUUUGACUGGUCACAAUGCCUGUGUCAGGAGCUGCAAGUUCACUUGGGAUAAUAAGUCCUUGGCUACUGGAGAUGACAAUGGUGAAAUCAGGAUCUGGAGGGUGCAAGAUGGUUCUUUACUUCACAUUUGUUCAGAAGAAUCAGAGAACAAAGAUUCCAAACAUGGAGGCUGGGUUACGGAUCUUCACUUCUCCCUCAACAGUAAGAUGUUGGUCUCCACUGGUGGCUACAUAAAAUCCAGUCUAGAAUCAAAAACAAAUUCCAGGAUCAAAAACAAAUUCCAGGAGUUGAAGGGAAAUGUGCUUACUCACUCUGGCCUCCAGACUCCAGAGUUACGAAGAAUGAUUCAAAUACCAAUGGACAACACAAGACAAAUGAAUGGAAUGAGUUGGAAUCAUAGUCUGAUGUUAGUGGUGGGAUAUGAAUACUGGAGAAUCUCUGCAGACAUUCUACACUAAUGGGACAAACCUGAAGUCCAUACAUGUUUCAUCUGACUUCAAGACCUAUGUAACUAUUGAUAACAUUGGAAUACUCUACAUCUUGAAAAUGAUAAACUGAAACUCCUUACUCUGAAAAAACAGAAGAAAAAACCUUUGUGGUACCACUGGAAGAGGUUGUAACUUAUUGCACUUAAAAAUUCUUUCUUUAAACAUUCAGACAAAGCAAGAUAUGGAAUGAGAACCUUUUGUAUUUUCUAAUUUUUCAUACAAAAAUUGCUACUGAGCCACUGGAAUUUGUCGGAGAUUUCAGCUUUAUGGGAAGUGUGCCGUAAGGGCACCGCAUGCAAGAACAGUGUGUGAUGUUUCUUUCUGUUAUUCACAAGCUCUGGGUUCUGUGAUUCCACUGCUGGUGUUUUAUUGCUUUGAGACUCUGUGGCAGUGCACAUUAAAAUUUGGAGCACAAUAAGCAGUUUACAGAGAUUUUGAGAGUAUGAUCAGUUUACAAAGAUUUAGAGUACCUAAGCGGCUUGCGAUAUGUGCUUGGUACUGUUCAAAAAAAAACCCUCUGACUUUUCUGCAGACCAUGAUUGCAUCUUUUCACCUGUUAGAAAAGGAUGUUCUGUUAAAUUUCUGAAAUUUUUCAAUAAGUCUUCAGAAACAGUGUUCAGAGGGUUGUUAUAAUUCAGUCCUGAAUAAAAGGUCUACGAUUAAUGAUAUCAGUAUUUAAUUCAUAGAAUAUUGAGUUCAUAUUUGUAAUUCAAUUUCAAUUGCCUGUUUCUACCGAUUUUAUUUUCAUACUUCAUGCAAUUAAAAUUUUCAUGACUA